Molecule: messenger RNA, 1017 nt
Organism: Camellia sinensis
Lineage: Eukaryota; Viridiplantae; Streptophyta; Magnoliopsida; Ericales; Theaceae
Source: RefSeq, a predicted model, not a curated record
AUCUACCACUACUUUACCAACCCAGUCCAUUUCUCUCUUUGUUUUGCAACACAAAGCAAGGCAAAGAGUACACUAAAAUGGAGUCAUCUAAGUUCACAGCUCUUCUUUUCAUUUCCAUGCUAUUCAUCUCUUCCACCACCCCCAUUCUUGGUUGUGGCAUUUGUGGCCAACCCCCAAAGCACAAGCCCGGCAAGGUUAAGCCACCCAAGGGACCCAUUACCGUCCCACCCAUUGUCAAUCCUCCAAUCACCGUACCCCCCAUUGUCAAACCACCGGUCACCGUACCUCCGACUGUCAAACCACCGGUCACCCUACCUCCGAUUCCCAAACCACCGGUCACCCUGCCUCCGGUAACCCUACCUCCAAUUGUGAACCCACCCAUCACCCUCCCUCCAGGGAUUCUCCCUCCAAUCAAGCCCCUCCCCCCAGUGACAGUUCCUCCGGUGACUAACCCGCCAACAACUAAGCCUUGCCCGCCACCACCACCUAAGCCUUGCCUGCCUUGCCUGCCACCACCACCCGCCACGUGCCCAAUCGACACUCUUAAGCUUGGAGCUUGUGUGGAUCUUCUUGGCGGGUUGGUGCACAUUGGCCUUGGUGACCCUGUCGUCAACGAGUGCUGCCCAGUGCUGCAAGGGCUGGUGGAGCUUGAGGCAGCAGUGUGCUUGUGCACCACUCUGAAGCUCAAGGUUCUGAACCUCAACAUCUUUGUUCCACUCGCUCUUCAGCUCCUUGUCACUUGUGGGAAGACACCCCCUCCUGGUUUCACUUGCACUCUCUAGAUCUAAGAUUGCCAGCUUGAUGAAUGGAUGGAUGAAAUUGACAUGAGAGGAUGUCGACCCUCCAAUCUCUCUCUCUCUCUCUCUCUCUCUCUCUCUCUUCUUGUUGAUGGGAUUGAACAGCUCAUAUUUGGAUUUGUUGUACACGAUUAAUUUGUUUCUGAAAAAUUAUUUGAAAUUUGUGUUUUGUAGUAGGCAAUUGCCAGGAUGCUAUCAAUCAAUCAAGCUGUUUCCUUUU